Didymodactylos carnosus is the source of this 668-nucleotide messenger RNA. The record is from the annotation of a GenBank genome assembly. Lineage: Eukaryota; Metazoa; Rotifera; Eurotatoria; Philodinida; Philodinidae.
ACCAUUUAAUUUACUGAAGUGGUACUAUUUUCAUUUAGAUUUCAAGAUCAUCAUGGUCAUCCUCAUCAUCUACUUCAGCAACAGCAACAGCCUCAAUUAUCUCAGAACUGGCUUCAAGCUCCUCAACAAAUGAUUCGCGCUCCAUCCAUGUGUGCCGUUGAACAGCCACAUCAUCAACAUCAACCACAAACAGUUCCUUCAUCGUCAUCAAGCGAACAAAAUUUAUUAGAACGUACACAAGAAGAUGAAUUAUUAGGACAAAGCGCAACAAUGUCAAAUGUGCUCUACUGUAAUAUGAAUCAUCCUGAUUUGCGACAACAAUUUCCAGACUUUAACGAACGUUUCAAACAGAUAAAGAAAAUCUGGCGUAAAGUACCAUCGGAAGCCAAACAACAAUAUACGCAACAAGCUAGAGUAAAUCGAACAAAAAAACGUGCUAGAAUAUCAGGAGGAAAAACAGUAAGUAAAAGAUAGUAGGCCACAUUUUUUCGUAGAUAACUGACGUGUUUCAAAUUAGAGACUUCUUCCUUGAUUCCGACUGUGUUAGGAGUUCGAAAUGUAUACCCAAUAAUAUUCUUCGGUAUAUUUGCAUGUCUUUUCGUUUGCUUGAUUUAGUCAAAUCGUAAACCAAAAUCUUCAAAAUCAAUACCAAUGACUUCAUCAGAUAC